Messenger RNA from Poecilia reticulata (guppy), 1640 nucleotides. Its product is annotated as sodium channel regulatory subunit beta-1. NCBI's taxonomy places the organism in Eukaryota, Metazoa, Chordata, Actinopteri, Cyprinodontiformes, Poeciliidae. The record is from RefSeq and is a predicted model, not a curated record. Gene Ontology annotation, molecular function: sodium channel inhibitor activity; transmembrane transporter binding. Gene Ontology annotation, cellular component: voltage-gated sodium channel complex. Gene Ontology annotation, biological process: regulation of sodium ion transmembrane transporter activity; regulation of heart rate by cardiac conduction; sodium ion transport.
CCGCCUUAAAGUCAGAUGAGACAGCAGAGGGACAGCUUACCGUAAAACCUCAGAGGCUCUGAAUGUCUGAUGAUUCAUAUCUGAAGUUCUGAUGGAUUAGUGUGGAGCGGACCUGCAGGAAGAGCAUGGUGCCGGUCCGGAGUCCAGAGUAACUCCAGUGUGCAGGAACUUUCCUGGAUCUGGGAAUGUCGGGCCUGUUCUGCAGCAGCUGUUUGAAUAUUUCCCCUGCAGAACGAUGAGCUGCUGGACGUUUUUAGUCGCCUUCAGCCUUCUUGUGCCCUGGUGCCACGCAGGCUGUGCGGAGGUGGACUCCAUGACCGAAGCCGUGGCCGGAGAAGGAUUCCUGCUCGGCUGCAUUUCCUGUAAGAAGAGAGAGGAAGUGUCGGCCCGAGCCACGGUGGACUGGCACUUCAAACGGCCCGAGAACCACGAGUUUACACAUAUCUUCCACUAUGAUCACCCCAACGCAAACGUCCUCCAUGAAGACUUCAGCGACCGGCUGCAGUGGCAGGGGACGCUGAACGACGACGUCCAGAUCGGCGCCGUUUACGUCCAGAACGUCACCUUCAACGACAGCGGGACGUACCGCUGCACCUUCCGCCGCACCCUCUUCCUGCCGCGGCAGCCCGAGAACGUGGUGGUGGAGAAGGAGGUGGAGCUCACCGUGGUGGCCGCAGCCAACCGGGAGCUGACGGCGGUGAUCUCUGAGAUCGUGAUGUACGUCCUGAUCGUGGUUCUGCAGCUGUGGCUCAUCCUGGUCAUGGUCUACUGCUACAGGAAGAUCUGGGACGAACACGAAGCGCGAGAGGCGAAGAAAGCGCUGGAAGCGGAGGGAUCACUCCUGGAGUCCAAGGAUCCCUGUGACGGCGUGCAGGCGGAGUGAUUGACAGCGCUAAGCCCCGCCUCCUGGCUCUGAUUGGUUGUUUUCGGAGCAUUUCUUCAGGCAGCAGAUCAAUCUUUUCACGGACUGUUUCUCUCACUAAUAGUGACAGGUUUGAUAAAUAUGUUUAAAAAACCCACAUUGUUCAUAAAAGUUACUCAUAUCAGUUUUAAGAAGAGAAUUAACACCCAGACAGACGGAUUGCAGAUUUAUUCUGGAUCCUUCAGCAGUUCAUCGUCUCUGAAAGGCUUUGAAUGAUCAUGAGGUUUAUCCCUGAUGGAAACAUCUGACCUGGACCACCAGAACCUCUCAGGUGGUUCUGACAGCUUUAUCACUUCAGCUUAAACUGAGACAACAUGAAGGACUCUGAUGUCACAUCCUGUCUGUCGCCAUGGGAAACCGCCUGAUUCGCCAAGCAGAAAAAAUAUUUCCUUUCUUCUUCUUGUCUGUCUGUCGAUCAUUUCUCUGGUUUCUUAUUUGUAGGGAUGAACUGAUGUGAAAACUUGGGCCGAUAUUAAUAACCGAUAUUUAUCAGUAUUAUAUAUUUCCAGGUGUUUGUUCAUCACUGCAUGUCUUCCUGUCUCCUCUCUGUUGGAUUCCCAUCUUGUGUUUAUUUAAUUGAUCCUGAUCUGUUUUGUUUUCAGUUGUUUUGCUUCAUGAUCCCAUAGAUUUAUGUUUCCCACGGUCACUUUGUCAGAUCCUUCUGUUUUCUUCUUGUUCGUUUUUUUCUGUUUCUUCCAUUAAAUUUUCCUUUUCAUCA